Colletotrichum truncatum is the source of this 1518-nucleotide messenger RNA. RefSeq names its product allantoate transport protein. Gene Ontology annotation, biological process: transmembrane transport. Gene Ontology annotation, cellular component: membrane. Lineage: Eukaryota; Fungi; Ascomycota; Sordariomycetes; Glomerellales; Glomerellaceae. Gene Ontology annotation, molecular function: transmembrane transporter activity. The record is from RefSeq and is a predicted model, not a curated record.
AUGAGUCGACUUUCCAACAGCGCCGAAACCCAGGAGACUGUCUCCUCAUUUUCGGAGGGGAAGUCUCUCCGGAACCAGGAGGACAAUGGCUCGGAACCGAUGAACGAGUCCGCCAUGAACCGCCGAAUCAACAGGAAGAUGGACAUUGCCCUUCUUCCUCUCCUCUCUCUUCUCUAUCUAUUCAACGGUCUUGAUAGAGGAAACGUGGGAAACGCCCAGACCCAAGGCUUCACCGCUGACAUUGGAGCCGUCCCGGAUGAUUUGAAUCUCGCCGUGUCUCUAUUUUUCAUUACUUUUGUUCUGUUUCAGCCUCCCUCGGCGGCCAUUGGCCGAUGGCUCGGAGCGAAGCAUUGGAUCCCCAUCAUGAUGGUGGGUUGGGGGUUUAUAACCUUGAUUCAGGCAUUCAUUAACGGCCGAGGUGCUCUCAUCGCCACCCGUCUGUUGAUCGGCGCCUUCGAAGCCGGUUUCUACCCGACUGCCGUCGCCUACCUCUCGUUCUUUUACUGCAGAUACGACCUCGCCGUCCGAGUUGGCCUGUUUUACGGACAAUAUGCGGUUGCGGGUGCCUUUUCAGGGGCUAUCGCCUACGGAGUCUUCCACCUGCGCGGCGGACCCCUCAAGAACUGGCAAUACCUCUUCAUCAUCGAGGGCGCCUUGACCGUCUUCUUCGGCCUCGUCGCAUGGUUCCUCCUCCCGUCCGGCCCCGGAUCCGCGUGGUUUCUGACACCGGAGGAGCGCCGGUUCGCGGCGGAGCGGAUGAAGCAGGACAGCGCCCUCUUCGUCGAGCACACAUACGGCGAGAACGGCAUCGAGAACGAACGUCUGAAGAAGAGGGACGUUGUCGAAACCCUCACGGACUGGAAGCUGUGGUACAUUCUGGUGUUCAACAUCUGCGCCAGCGUCCCGGGACAGGCAUUUUCCGUGUUCCUACCGCUGGUAGUUCAGGGUCUUGGGUACUCGUCAAUCCACGCGAAUCUGAUGUCCGUUCCUCCGUACGUCUGCGGUGCCCUCGGGCUAUACCUGUUUGCCCUGAGUUCGGACUACCACAAGGAGCGCGGCUACCACAUCGUGUGUGGAAUCCUCAUCGCUCUCGUCGGCCUGAUCGCGACGGUAACCGUGGAGUCGCACGCCGGAAAAUACGCGUCACUUUGUGUCCUCCUUUUCGGCAGCUACGUCGCAGCACCGCUGACCGUUGCAUGGCUAAGCGGAAACACACCAGAACCAGGAAAGAGGUCGCUCGUUCUCGGCGUCAACGGCUUCGGCAACCUCGCCGGCGUCAUCGGCUCGCAGCUCUACCGCGACCGGUACAAGCCUGGCUACCGGAUACCCUUCUACGCGACAUUGGGCUUCGUGGCGGCCGCGCUUGUGGGAUACUUGGCGUACAGGUUCACACUGGCGGCGGUCAACCGAAGAAAGCUGGAAGUCAUGCGAAACAAGACGCAGGAGGACAUCGAGAGGGAGCGGGUCGAUAGCACGCGCUACGCCGACAAGAAAUGGACCUUCAUCUACGGUCUUUAA